AUGACCACAUCGAACGGCUCAAGGCCGGCUGACUUCGACAGUUACUGGCAGGGAACGUUGGCGGAAUUGGCCGGAUUGCCGGCCGCUCCGGAAGUGCAGGAAAUACCCCUGCGCUCAGCGGAUUUCGCUACCGCCUAUGGGGUGAAGCUCACGUCCAUUGGUCCCUAUCGGCUCUACGCCUACCUGAGCAUUCCUCACGGAGACGGUCCCUUCCCGGCCCGUUACUACCUGCCCCGCUACGGCAGCGUGGUGGACCUGGUGCCCCAGGGUACUGCCAACGGUCAGCGCCGGGAACACGUUACCUUCGCCAUCUGCGUGCGCGGCCAGCGCCUGGCCGACCAACCCUACGCCUCCAGCUUCCCCGGCCUGCUCACGGACGGGAUCGAAGACCCUGCCGCUUACGUGUACCGGGGCAUCGUCGCCGACUGCGUGCGCGGCGUGGAGUAUCUGGCCUCACGUCCAGAGGUGGACGAGACACGCGUCGCGGCCAUUGGCAACGAUCUGGCGUUGACCACGGCGGCCCUGUGCCCGCUGGUCACGCACCUCGUGUGCUCACCGGCUCUCUUGUACGCCACCGCGGACGUGGCCCCGCGCACCAGCGCCUACCCGCUGGAGGAAAUCAACGACUACCUGCGCCGGUAUCCCACCCGCCGGGAGGCAGUGCAUCGCACGCUGUCUUACUUUGACCUGCGCUGGUUUGGGUCAAGGGUUCAGGCGACAACCUUGAUUAUGGCCGGCGCGGAUGGCUCUGCGCUGGACGCCGCGGCUCUCGACCCGCUGAUCCGGUCCAUCCCUGGCGAUACCGAAGUGCAUAAGGCGGAACACUCCGGCUACCGGGACGGCCGAUACAGCGAGGAAUGGCUGUCCCGCCAAUUUGGUAUGGCCGAGCCCAGCCUGCCGCCACACUGGCAAGACUAA
Molecule: messenger RNA, 918 nt
Organism: Geodia barretti
Lineage: Eukaryota; Metazoa; Porifera; Demospongiae; Tetractinellida; Geodiidae
Source: the annotation of a GenBank genome assembly